AUGCAUCCACUUUUACACACCACCUUGUUCUUGCUUAUGUUGUUGUUUUCCUGUGUUUCAUCUGCUGCAUCCACUCCUCCAUUCUCCACUUCUUGUCGGUUACAGGGACAGUUUCAUCUGAAUGGGAUUCACAAGUCUGGAGAUGUGGUUUUGGGUGGGUUGUUUCAAAGCAACCUCUUCUCUGUCUUUCCUGACCUGUCUUUUACCUCUGAGCCUCAUGAGCUUUCUUGCCACAGUUUUGAUGUUGUAGGAUUUAGGCGUGCCCAGACCAUGGCCUUUGCUAUUGAUGAGAUCAACAGAAACUCCAACCUGCUCCCUAAUGUGACUCUGGGAUACAGUCUGUACGAUAACUGUGCCAACCUUAGAAUUGCAUUUCGUGCAGCACUGACAUUGGUCAAUGGUCAAGAGGAACGAAUCGUAUUAGAUGAGAACUGUGCAGGAAACCCUCCAGUUGUAGGGAUUGUAGGUGACUCUUCCUCUACACGUUCUAUUGCCAUCUCCUCUGUGUUUGGUUUGUACAGAGUACCUAUGGUGAGUUAUUUUUCUACUUGUGCCUGUCUGAGUGACCGGCAAAAGUAUCCAUCCUUUUUCAGGACGAUCCCAAGUGACGCUUUCCAGGUUCGUGCUAUGAUUCAGAUUCUGAAGCACUUUGGUUGGACUUGGGCAGGUCUGCUGAUCAGUGAUGAUGAUUAUGGACUCCACGCAGCCAGGUCCUUCCAGUCUGACCUGAGCCUGUCCGGUGAAGUUUGUCUGGCUUACAUUGAGGUUUUGCCUUCCGACAAUGACCCAGUUGAAGCCAGGAGGAUCGUGGAUGUGAUGAAGAAAUCCACAGCUCGUGUGGUCAUAGUGUUCGCACAUCAGAGUUUCAUGAUUGACAUCAUGGAAGAGGUAGUAAGGCAGAAUGUGACAGGCCUGCAGUGGAUGGCCAGUGAAGUCUGGACAGCAUCUGAUGUCCUCCAAACCCCUAAUUACAUGCCUUACCUGGCUGGUACGCUGGGCAUCGCCAUCCGUCGAGGAGAAAUACCAGGGCUCAGGGACUUCCUGUUACAAAUACAUCCUGAGCUAUACCACAACAACAGCAUGAUACAUCAGUUUUGGGAAUUCAUAUUUCAGUGUAGAUUUGCACCACCUCCAGCAGGCUGGGUGGAAGGUGGGGGGACACUCUGCACUGGACAGGAAAAGCUAGAGUUUGUGGAGAGUGAGUUCUUGGACAUUUCAAACCUAAGAUCAGAGUAUAAUGUGUACAAAGCUGUGUAUGCUCUGGCCUAUGCUCUUGAUGAUGUGUUGCAGUGUGAGCCAGGCAAAGGGCCUUUCAGUGGAAACAGCUGUGGGAAUUUGCAAGCACUGGAGCCGUGGCAGCUUCUCUAUUACUUGGGAAAGGUCAACUUCACCACAUCAUUUGGUGAUCAAGUGUCAUUUGAUGAGAAUGGUGAUGUUUUGCCAAUAUAUGAUAUCCUAAACUGGUUGUGGCUCCCUGAUGGAAGAACUUUAGUUCAAAAUGUGGGUGAAGUUAAAGAGUCAGCCUUCAAAGGCAAAGAACUCACAAUUAACGAAGAUGAAAUCUUCUGGAAUUUCGAACUGAAAAAGCCACCCCGCUCAGUUUGUAGUGAGAGAUGUCCUCCAGGUACCCGCAUGGUGAGAAAGAAGGGGGAACCUGAGUGCUGCUUUGACUGCAUCCCUUGUUCUGAGGGAAAGAUCAGCAACGAGACCAACUCUGUGGAGUGCAUCAGUUGUCCAGAGGACUUCUGGUCCAGCCCCCAGCGUGACCACUGUGUUCCUAAGAAAACAGAGUUCCUCUCCUACCAGGAACCUCUGGGUAUCUGCUUGACAGUCACCUCAUUACUGGGAACAUUCAUCUGUGCUGUUGUUCUAGGGAUAUUUAUCUACCAUCGCAGUACCCCUAUAGUACGCGCCAACAAUUCUGAACUUAGUUUCCAGCUGUUGUUGUCUCUUAAGCUAUGUUUCUUGUGUUCACUCUUAUUCAUUGGACGUCCCAGAGUGUGGACAUGCCAACUGAGACAUGCAGCAUUUGGGAUCAGCUUUGUGUUUUGUGUAUCAUGUAUCCUGGUCAAAACCAUGGUUGUUCUGGCUGUGUUCAAGGCCUCUAAGCCAGGAGGUGAAAGCAGUCUCAAGUGGUUUGGUGCUGGACAGCAAAGAGGAACAGUUCUGGUUCUUACUUUUAUUCAAGCAGCUAUCUGUACCGCCUGGCUUGUAUCUUCAUCGCCAGCUCCUCAUAAAAACACACAAUACCACAAUGAUAAGAUAGUUUAUGAGUGUGUAGUUGGGUCCACUGUUGGUUUUUCAGUGUUGUUGGGUUAUAUUGGCUUACUGGCCUCUCUUAGUUUUCUGAUCGCAUUUCUUUCGAGAAAUCUUCCAGACAGUUUCAAUGAGGCCAAACUCAUCACAUUCAGCAUGUUGAUCUUCUGUGCUGUGUGGGUGGCCUUUGUCCCUGCUUACAUUAGCUCACCAGGUAAAUAUGCAGACACAGUGGAGGUAUUCGCCAUCCUGGCCUCCAGUUUCGGUAUCUUGGUGGCGCUGUUUGGGCCCAAAUGUUACAUAAUCCUGCUGAGACCAGAGAGGAACACAAAGAAAGCUAUCAUGGGCCGUGUUAACACCAACUAA
This is a messenger RNA of Mugil cephalus (flathead mullet), 2622 nucleotides long. RefSeq names its product extracellular calcium-sensing receptor-like. Gene Ontology annotation, biological process: G protein-coupled receptor signaling pathway. NCBI's taxonomy places the organism in Eukaryota, Metazoa, Chordata, Actinopteri, Mugiliformes, Mugilidae. Gene Ontology annotation, cellular component: membrane. Bases 1 to 2622 code for a protein of 873 amino acids. The record is from RefSeq and is a predicted model, not a curated record. Gene Ontology annotation, molecular function: G protein-coupled receptor activity. The transcript has 9 exons.